Molecule: messenger RNA, 1496 nt
Organism: Toxorhynchites rutilus septentrionalis
Lineage: Eukaryota; Metazoa; Arthropoda; Insecta; Diptera; Culicidae
Exons: 2
Coding region: 2-670 (222 amino acids)
Source: RefSeq, a predicted model, not a curated record
GAUGCUUCACGUAGUGUGUGAUGAGCAAAAAGAAGUGGAACGCAUUGCCAGGGGCAAUAAAAAUUCGAGGCAAGCGUCAUCUAAUGAUGCACGCGAUGUUGGUGCAGUGAAAAGCGCUCGCACUGAACCGAGCCGUCGCGAGUGUGAAACCGCUUCGAACAACAGCGAAGUAGGCGACUUAGCCCCGCCGCACAUGCCCACACUCGCAUUGGCCGCCACGAGCCGCGUGCGAGUGGCUGUAUUUAAAACCUAUGACGCAGUACCAAACUCCGCAUUUGCUCUAACGUGUCGACGCAGGCACGUACAUGAACGUGCACGUGCGUAUCUGCUAGGUGACCGAGACAUUGUUUUCGAGUGGCAGUGUCACGAGUGCAAAAUGGAGGAACUGAUUGAAGCUGUUCGAAGUGAAAAAUGCAUAUACGUGGUAAAACACCAAGACUAUUUAAAUACAAAAUUAAAGGAUUCUAUUUGGAAACAAAUAGCAGAGGCGCUAAAUCUCAAGGAUGGAAGUGAAGCCAAGAAAUGUUGGGAAAAACUGAGAAACAAUCACCGAGAUGCGCUUCGUCGGCAGAAAAUUUCUAAACCGAAAAGUGGAUCAGGGGCUGUUAAUAUAAAGCCAUGGCGCUUUCAAAAAAAAUAUGGCAUUUUGAAUCCCGCAUAUGGCAAAUAGGCCAAGUAACACAAAUUUUACUGAAGACAUACUAAAUGACGAAUCAUCUCAUGGUAACUCAAAUACUACAGAAAAUGACAUUCAAAAAAAUGUUGAUGAUACGGAUAUUCAUGAAUCAGUAGUUGAAGAAACUAUUGAAAACCCUGAAUCACCAUCUCCUGGUACAUCAGCUGAUGAAGGAAGUAAAAGACGACGAAAAAAGAACACUUUAAAUAACUUACUAGCUAAAUCGAUUGAGGACCAUGAACGUAGAGCAGCUAAAAGACAGCAACAACGGGAGCGCUUAAUUGCUAACACCAGUAAUGAUUUCACCAUAAGCAAUGUUAAACAUGAUCCACUUUUUCAUUUUUUUAUGAGUAUAUACGAGACCACAAAAAGAUUGCCGCCACUGGCUCAACACAAUACCAAAACAAACGUAUUUUCAUUGGUGUCCCAAGAAGAAUCUAAAUACUUGGUAGAAUAUCCGCCUCGUCCACAUUCUUCCUAUUCACAUGUUAGUGAUGUAGGAUCAUAUUAUUCAUCAUAUACGCCUUCACCUGCAGAACAACAGCCACAUUUUGAUGCAGAAACAUAUCGUAUGCCUCCUCCUAUACAACAACAGCCACAGGAAGGUGGGACACCAUUGACACCAAAUAUUAUAGUCAUUCAGGGUAAUGAACUCAACAAUUCUGGAAAUACGUUUCAAACUAUUUAAAUUAAAUUUAUAAAUUAUUAUGGUGCUUUAAAUAGUUCCACUUAAUUUUGUAACCGUUUACCUACAUAAUAAACUUACCUUAAGAAAACGGCCAAUUUUUCUUCAGUACUAAUUCGUUCAUGACCACCAUAU